CUUUUGUAAUCUGGGGCAGCAUCACUACUCAACAUGAGGGAGUCGUGCAAGGUCCAGUAAUCCACAGACCAACAAUUCAUCCGUUAUCUGAGGGAGGGUCUUGUGAUUGAAGUCAAACGGAAGGAGGAUCUGUUUUGUAAGGAUUGCUACAAGUUAGCUCACUGGCUAAAGUAAACAGGCUCUUCAGCGGAGUUUUAACCAUUUUAACAGACUUGUUUUGGUGUCAGAUAAUCCAACGGAGCAACACAAAAGCACAAGGGGAUGGAGAAAGCUAAACAAGAUGCCUUUGACAACGCCAGACUUCAGGUGAUUAAAGAUGGCUACGAGAGGGCCUUCGAGUGCAUCAAUCUGGGCCUCACAGCAGACGAAGCCGGAGACAAGGCGCAGGCCCUGGAGCUCUACAAGCAGGGCAGGCAGCACCUGGUCAGGGCCAUCAGCGUGCCUUCACAGGGAGAGGAGUGUCAGGGCGGCUCCUGGGAAUCAGCCAGACAGAUGAAGCAGAAGAUGCAGGAGACGCUGGACAACAUCACCACCCGCCUGGCUAUACUGGAGACCAGCUCUGACCUCGAGUCGCCACCUACACUGAGCAGUGUGUCCCUCCUGGGUGCUAUGGACCGUCCAUCUGAAGGCCUGUACCCAACACUGCCCGCCAAACAGAAACCAGGGAGGCCAGCCCCACCAAAGCUACUUCCUGCGAGUGGCCCAGCUGCUGCAGGAGGAGGAGAACCUGCAGGCAGCAGCAGCAGCAGCAGCAGCGAGGCUCUUCCUCUCUCUCCCAGCAGACAGCCUGCGGCUCCAGCCGAACAGCCUCCUGCUUACUCUCCACAGGCGGCCGACGGCCACCUCUCCAUCUCGUACGGGACGGAAUCGGGGGAAAUGUCAGUGGUGGGGGAGGAGUUCUACAGUCGCACGUCCAACUCCACGCCAUCUCUGCAGAGUGUGGGCGAGGAAGGAGAGGAGCUCGUGUACAUCCCUCACGGCGUGCAGAUAUUCUUUGUCACACCUGAAGGGCAGGUGAGCGCCCCAUCCUACCCGGGCUACCUGCGGCUGGUGAAGUUCACAAGUGAUCACUCUGACAGAAUGCCAAACCGACCACCGGCGUUUUUGCAGGUGUGUGACUGGAUCUACCCUCUUAUGGCCAUGCAGUCUCCUGUGUUGCUGUGUAACACUGGUGUGUUCAUGUUUCCUGACAUGAUGGCUCCGGCUCCAGGAUAUUAUGUCGGGGUGGUGUUGUCCUCGGAGCUGCCUGCUGCAGACAGAGAGUUGUUCCAGGACCUGCUGUCCCAGAUGACAGAUCUCAGGGUUCAGGCUCCAGAUGAAGCUGCAGACACCAUCAAUCUCAGUCAGAAGGUGUCUGUCGCUGCACCCGAGGAGGCUGCACCCGAGGAGGCUGCACCAGCAGCAACAGAGGACGAGAAGUCUCUGCCGGAGUGGAGCGAAAAGGUGGCAAAUGGCAUCCUGACAGGGGCGUCCUGGCUAAGCUGGGGCCUGGUGAAAGGAGCCGAGUUUACAGGCAAGGCCAUCCAUAAAGGAGCGUCUAAACUCCGAGAGCACAUCACCCCAGAGGACACGCCCACCAACGUCAGCCCCACUGUCACCAAAGGCCUCCAUGUUGCCAAGCAAGCGACGGGAGGAGCUGUCAGAGUCAGCCAGUUUUUAGUGGAUGGGGUGUGUACGGUCGCUGGCUGUGUGGGUCGAGAGUUGGCUCCACAUGUGAAAAAACAUGGAGGAAAGCUGAUCCCAGAGUCUAUGAAGAAAGACAAGGACGGGCGUUCCAACAUAGAUGGAGCAAUGGUCGUGGCGGCCAGUGGAGUGCAAGGAUUCGCCACCAUGUGGACUGGUUUGGAGAUAGCAGCGAAGAACAUCACUACGAGUGUAGCAUCAGAGACGGUCUCCACCGUAAAGCAUAAAUAUGGAUCAGCGGCAGGACAAGCCACAGACCACGCAGUCAAUUCUGCCAUUAACGUCGGUAUCACUGCAUUCAAUGUUGACAACCUUGGGAUCAAAGCUAUGGUGAAAAAGACUGGCAAACAAACGGCUAAAGCCAUUUUGGAAGACUACAAGAUUCAAGAUCAUCCUGAGAACGAGAAGCAGGUGGAGAAAUCUGAAAAGUAGCCAUCUGUGUUCCCUGCCUACUCCCUCAGCAACGCCUUAAAGCAUCAUUUGUAUUCUUCUACCAAAUACUACUUUGUUUAUUAUUAAUUAUUUAUGAAGAUGUGCUCUAUAUUCACAAGAUAACUACUGUUAUAUAUAUAUAUCUUAUAGUUUCAUACACCUUUGAAGCACCUUAAUCAUUAUUUAUAAUAAGAGAAAUGGAUCCAGGUGAAUGAAAACAGCUUUAUUUUACUAAUCCAAAUGAAGCCUUUAAUUUCAGAUAUCAGGUACAUUGAUCUAUGUUGAUACUCUUUAACAUUCAGGUAGAAGACACCAAUAGAACUGUGGUUUUUAUACUAAGGAAGCUUUGAUUUUUAAUGGCGAGACACUGGACGUGUUUCCUAAUCUUUAUGAAGCUUCUAUGUGUUUGAGUUUUCCCUGUGAGAGUAAGUGCAAUUGAUAUAUUUUAAACAAGUUGUUAAAUAACAUCUGCAGUUUCUGCAGAUAGAAGAGAUAAAAAGAAGCAUCUAACUUGCCGCUGUAGUGACCUAAAUCACGUCUCCUCUGCUGCUGACUGCCUCAGAAUAUAUAAGGUUAACCAAAGUGUUUUUUAAAGGAGCUGCACAACAAAACUGACGUCUCCAGUUUGUAAUGUUUUUUAGUGAGACCUUUAAUAUAUAACUUUAAAGCUUCUGUCUCUGAAGUCUAAAACUGAUUGUCUUAUAGUGGGCAGACUAAAUCAUUUCAGUUGUUUUUCUGAAUAUCUUUAAAACGUUAACAAGUAUUUCAAAUUCAAUUCUAGAUAUUCAUAUUUCUAUGUAAGGUCAAGACGUUUCAAAAGAGUGAAUUCUGAAGUGUGAUGCAUUCUGUUUUAUAACCCAGCUAGUGUCUUUAUUUUUUUGUCUAAUAAGGUUUUUCUUUUAACUCAGUCUUUAAGACUUCAUCAGUUAAAUGUAAUUUUAUUAUGGCAAACACUGGAUUCAAGCAGAGAGAUCAUAAUUUGAAUAAUUUAAUAAAAUGAAAACAAAUAAAUGUCUUGCUUUUGAAGAAUUUACAA
This is a messenger RNA of Labrus mixtus (cuckoo wrasse), 3151 nucleotides long. RefSeq names its product spartin b (gene spartb). Gene Ontology annotation, biological process: cell division; negative regulation of BMP signaling pathway. Lineage: Eukaryota; Metazoa; Chordata; Actinopteri; Labriformes; Labridae. The transcript has 8 exons. Gene Ontology annotation, cellular component: plasma membrane. The coding region runs from base 262 to 2115 and encodes 617 amino acids. The record is from RefSeq and is a predicted model, not a curated record.